Salvelinus sp. IW2-2015 is the source of this 2550-nucleotide messenger RNA. The record is from RefSeq and is a predicted model, not a curated record. Lineage: Eukaryota; Metazoa; Chordata; Actinopteri; Salmoniformes; Salmonidae.
GCUGUCGGAGCAAAUUGGCGCCAUUUUGAAGAUAGGAGGGGGAAGAGAGCUGCAAGAGAGAGGAUACAAUUCAUUGCAAUUCAUAAAAACAAGGAGUACUGAGCUGGGAGUAUGGCUCUCUCUAAGUCUCGAGCGGCCGAUGGGAAGAUCACCUACCCUCCGGGGGUCAAGGAGAUCUCCAGCAACAUCUCCAAGGAGGAGAUGGUCCGCCGACUCAAGAUGGUGGUGAAAACGUUCAUGGACAUGGAUCAGGACAGUGAGGAAGAGAAGGAGUUGUACCUGAACCUGGCUCUCCAUCUGGCGUCUGACUUUUUCCUGAAGCACCCUGACAAGGACGUUCGCCUCCUAGUGGCCUGCUGCUUGGCCGACAUUUUCAGGAUCUACGCCCCAGAGGCCCCCUACACAUCACCUGAUAAACUGAAGGAUAUCUUCAUGUUCAUCACUCGCCAGCUGAAAGGACUGGAGGACACCAACAACGGGCACAACCAGAAGGUGCACAUGCACAUGGUGGAUCUGAUGAGUUCCAUCGUCUGUGAGGGAGACAGCGUGUCACAGGAACUACUGGACACAGUGCUGGUCAAUCUGGUGCCUGCACACAAGUCUGUCUCCCCCAGGGCUCUGAAUGAGAUGUGGAAGUGUCAGAACAUGUUGAGACACCAUGUCAAAGAUCUCCUGGACCUGGUCAAACAGCCCAAGUCUGAUGCGGGUAGCAAGGCGGUGUUUGCCAAGGUUAUGGUGAUUACGAGGAACCUUCCCGACCCAGGCAAGGCCAGACUUGUGAAGAAGCUAGCCCAGGUCUUGGAUGAUGAUGAGCGGAUCAGAAAACAACUAGAGACCCUGGUCUCACCGGCCUGCUCCUGCAAACAGCCCAAGUCUUGUGUGGAUGAGAAUCGAACCCAGGCUGUUAGCUGUGGCCUCGACUGCUGCUCCCACCAGGGCCCCCGUUACUUAUCCUUCUACAGAGAGACCUUCACUAGGAAGCCAGGCAGUCCUGAAACAGCCCAGUUAAAAAACUGUUAUACUGGGAACCUUCCAGACCCAGGCAAGGCCCAGGACUUUGUGAAGAAGCUAGCCCAGGUCUUGGAUGAUGAUGAGCGGAUCAUAGGAGAGAUCAAGAGGAAGACAGGCGGGUCACGUUUCAGAGGAAGGCCAGGCGGGUCACGUGAAGCAGGGUCACGUUUCAGAGGAAGGACAGGCGGGUCACGUUUCAGAGGAGGGACAGGCGGGUCACGUUUCAGAAGGAGGACGAGGCGGGUCACGUUUCAGAGGAGGACAGGCGGGGUCAGCGUUUCAGAGGAGCGCAGGGCGGGUCACGUUUCAGAGGACGGCCAGGCGGCUUCCCUCCCUCUCAGUGCUCUGGUAAAGCAGGUGAACAAGUCGAUAGAUGGAACAGCUGAGGAUGAUGAAGAGGGAGUUCCUACUGAACAGGCCAUCAGGGCAGGACUGGAACUACUCAAGGUCCUGUCGUUUACCCACCCGGUGUCGUUCCACUCUGCGGAGACGUUUGAAUCCCUGCUGGGCUGUCUGAAGAUGGAUGAUGAGAAGGUGGCCGAGGCGGCGCUGCAGAUAUUUAAAAACACAGGCAGCAAGAUGGAGGAGAGCUUCCCUCACAUCAAGUCUGUUCUGCUGCCAGUACUGCAGACCAAAGCUGAAGAGAGGACCCCUCGCCAGGCCAAGAUGGCCAUCCACUGUAUCCAUGCCAUGUUCACACACAGAAGACACACACUUCGCUCAGAUUUUGAGGUGAGUACCACCGCUGCAAAAAGGCCUGACGUUGAGGACCUGGAUCAGCUGAUAACUCCUCUCACCACUCUGGGUCACCUGGCUUGCUGGCCCAGAAACAGUUUGCCGCUUCCACUCAAAUCACUGGUGGCCAACUUCAUAGUCAAGGACCUGCUCAUGAGCGACAUGAUCCCAGGUAAGAAGACUACCAAGCUGUGGGUUCCUGAUGAUGAGGUGUCGUCUGAAACCCUGGCCAAGAUCCAGGGUAUCAAGUUGAUGGUGAGGUGGUUGGUGGGUGUAAAGAACACCCUGUCUAAGUCUGGUAACUCCACUCUGAGAUUGCUGACUGCUAUACUACACAGUGAUGGAGACCUGACAGAGCAGGGCAAGAUGAGGGCAGAGUGUUACCAGGUGGUCAGGUUUGUUGCCCAGAAGCUCCAUAAGGGUCUGUGCCGCCUGCGUCUGCCCCUGGAGUCCUUGGCGGUCGUUGCCCUGUGUGCCAAGGACCCUGUGAAGGAGAGACGGGCCCACCCAGGCCAGUGUCUGGUGAAGACAUUUACAAUCAGGAGAGAGUAUCUUAAACAACAGCUGCUGUCAGCGGUGGAGGCGGCGAUUGAGAGACGCGGGGCCGUGCCAGUUAUCUUAACCUCCCACGCUUCAAAGACCCAGAGGCUGGGCCCCGUUGGUCUCAAUCGCUCCCCCCACCUCCCAUCCCCUCCCUGGGCCAAGGAGAGAGAGAGCCAGAGCCAGYACCCGGCCUCCACUGGAACAGAGGAGCGUUUCAUUUCCUGCAAAGAAGUCCAGCCGGCAUUCCUGAGUGCUAACUGA